This is a messenger RNA of Mercenaria mercenaria, 4301 nucleotides long. RefSeq lists its product as uncharacterized. The record is from RefSeq and is a predicted model, not a curated record. Lineage: Eukaryota; Metazoa; Mollusca; Bivalvia; Venerida; Veneridae. The transcript has 8 exons. The coding region runs from base 476 to 2086 and encodes 536 amino acids.
GCUUUGUUGUUAAAUAAAACACGGUUUUUGAAGUCAGAUGCGUAGUAAUCUAAUCACAAUGGCCGAAUGCCUGAGUGAUUAAUUACGACUCAUCUGAACGAAAAAAAAAAGGUGUUUUGUUUGCCAACAAAGCACGCAAAACUAAAAUCUAUUUCCAUUCUAACACGUUCGAAUUACACCAGCAAGGGAUGUACAAUCUGGAAUCCUAUUUUAGGCGUAAAUGGACGGAGUAAACGAAUAGCCAAAAGUAGGUCAUUUUGCGAAACUAGUUUAAAUCGAGAAGACAAUACACGGGACUUUAACUUCCGCGUGGUGAUAUAUGAAAAAAAUAUAGAUCUAAGUACCUGAAACUAAUUAGAUACUGGCUGAAUGGAUAAUAGUGGAAUUUAAUGGAGUAUCCUGAUAUAGAUAUCAAUUAUUCAGCGAUUAACUACAUCAUCGCAAGUGAAGAAUAAAAGAUUGAUUGAGUGAAGGUAUGGGUUUAUCAAAGGAAGAGACAAUAGCAGUGAUAGCCGGCUCUAUAGCUGGGCUGAUCGUUCUCCUGUCCGUCCUGGCUGUACUCGUUUACUGUUGUUUAAGGCGUCGACAAAGGGAGUCUCGCAAAUCUACUCAAAAACCAUUUCGUCAUCACCAUCUCACCCCAGACACAAGUCUUAGUAAAAAUAGCGGUCCACCACUACAUGGCGACCAACGUAAUUUUUCGGACCCAAGACUUGAUCCUAGACUGGAUCCUAGAUUAGACCCACGUCUUCCAAAAGUUGGCAGCAAUAAUUUAUGGUUCGGGAGCCCGUCACUGUAUAGUGGAGCGCCAUCUCAAGUUUAUAAGGACAUGAAAAGAAAGGGAAGUAAUGCUCUACCUCAGGAACACCAAGGUUUACAAGGACCACCAGGUCACAUGGUAUACCAGGGACCAAAUGUAGGCGGCCGUAUAUACCAUAGCCAGCAAGUAGUUCCGGCAGUCUAUGAAUCUGAUUACCGUCUUCCGCGAAGUGGCAGCUACAUGGAUCUAUACUCAUACCCGUAUAAUUAUGAUCCUUACAGAGAUAUAAACAACUCUCGUGCCAUGUUGAUGACUCAUCCUGAAAGUGAGGAAUAUUACCUCGACAGAUAUAGAGAACGUGAGGUGAGGCGCACGGGUAAAAAAGUACGGCGCUCUCAAAGUGACGUCACACUUCAUUCCACGCGUAGACCUAAAAAUAGAAAACAGCGCAAAGAAGCGCCGUUUGACAAGGAAAAAUCAUCUAAUUCACGUGACAGUGAAGACAGAAGCAGCAAUGACAGGUACGAACAAAAACCGCGAAGAAGCCAAAGCAAUGAUAGAGAACUAUCUGGAGAAAGAACUAUAGUAGCCGAUGUGCACAGGCAAAAGAAGCCUGCACCUCCCCCGCCUAAACCAAAACCCCAUAGAGAAGAAAUACAAUCAAAAUCUAUGGACUUCUCUGAUGCAGAAAUUUCAGAAUCCGCAACUGAUAGUGCUAAACUUAGAGCUUUAGAAAGAGAAAGAGAACGCAACAGGGAAGCGGAGUUAGCUGAACAAAGGAAAAAUAAGGAAAAUAUUCGUCAUAGUGAAUAUGAUGGUGAUAAUCGUGGAUUUAUUGACGAUAAUGGAAAUGCAAAUGAGCUUAAUGUUAGACCAUACAGCUACGAAGGAAAACCUUCAAAGUAUGAAAGUUCAAUUGUAGCUAAAAUGGCUGCAAUGACUGAAACACCAAAAGCUACAUAUAUUAAUAGACAAAGCAUUAUUGAUGAUUCAAGCAAAACAAGGGAAAAUCCACCGUCAAAGGAAGCUUUCCAUGCCCAAGUUGCAAAGAAAUUGGAAAAACUUCAGGAUAGGACGGUUCCUCCACUUGACUUAACAGAGGGUCCAGUUGCUACAUCCACGGGGAACCACUCUAGAGCCAGUCGCCCUACUAGUGGUAAACGUCGGUCUCGUAGGGGAUCAAAUGUAACAGACCAAGACGGUAAUGUUAUAACGGAACAAGCAUUUGAAUUCCUAGACGGGUACUCUGACGGCGAGGGUACAGACUUUAUUGAUAGCGGCAGUAUUACACCAACGCCUGUCAAAGACUAUGACAUUAACCUAUAGUGAAGGCAAAAUCAAAUUGCACUGUGCUAGAAUAGAAAAAUAGCAAUUGGAUGGAUUUAACGAGGUAAUGGCACACGUCUCAAUAUGUUGCAACGGUCGUAUUGACUAUGUGGAGUCAGCGUAAUAACAUCACGUGGUUGCCACCGGCGGCAGAAGAAGUGUCAUCUGUCUGCAUGCUCUGAUACAAAAAUGAAAAAGUCAAUACUUCAUCAGAGAGAUUUGAAAGCCUGUGAAUUUGAAAGGUUUUCAGGAUCGAAUGUGAGAUAUUAAUGAUAAUGUGGAUGUGUUGACGAUAUAUUAAACUAUCAGUAUUUGUUAUUUAUACUAGACGAAAAUUUGGGAAUUAUGCAUAGCUUUAGUGUCAGUUCAGUCUGUGAUAUUUAGAAAUAUCAAAAUAACAUUGAAACCUGAUUCAUGUGCAUUUACAUUUUAUUGUGCCUUCAUAUUGCCAAUUUAUUAUGUUAUUUGAUGAUAUUUAUUAACAUUUACGUCACUAACAUUCACACUUGUCACUAGACAGAUCUGAGCACGUGUCGCACUCUCUUCUUCCAACAUCUAAAUGUUACUAAUCUCAACCAACUUAAGUGUUAUUAACACUUUAUGCACUGUCAGUGUGUGUGUACGUUAGGAGCCCUAUAAAUGGCAUGGUCGAAGGGUUAUUAUUUCGUUUUAACGUAAUAGAAUUUCUUCAUCCCGAAAUCUUAUUUCGUUAUAACUUAUAACGGAAUCUUAUUGAAAUCGUUUGUUAUAACAAAAUGAUUUUUUUUGGCAUAUCGCAAUAUUAAUUCGUUGUAACAAAAUCCGAAUUCUUAACAGGGGUCACAUUUUUACAUAGAGCUAUAUGAUGAAGGCUUGAACACGUGAAACUAGAGGAUUUGCUAGUAGGCUUAUCAAGAUAACUGAGAAGGUAGACCUACAGUAAUCGCAUUUUUGUCUAUACGUAAGUUGGCUUGUUAGAAAAGGGAUUUAUUCUUCCGUGUCGGAUCUUCAUAAAGAGAUUUAAAUGCAACUCUGCAUGAAGAGAAUGUGCGUCAGAUAAGGACAGGUUAGGGUUACCACUUGGGUAUAACUGUCAUGCAUAAUAUGAAGUGUCGCGCGAGAGCCGUACUUCCAUGGUCAAAAGGUUAGGGUUUAUUUGGAUGCAACACAAACAUUUUUAACAGUAUAGUAUGUACUACGUUUUUUAAAACACUGUUUCGGGCUAUUUGUCACUUUUGUUUAACAAAGUGACCACUUGACGAUAGCCAACAAUGUUACUAGUAGGGACUGUAUUUAAACUAAAGAGCUGCUGCCUGUGAUAUUGAUAUUUGAAGUAGGACUUUUACCCGUGACUUUCUCAUCAUGUUUAACACUUGUCUAAAGAUUAAUAGGAAGUGCUUGAAUCAUUUGAAAUGUAUAGCUGAGACACGAGGUGUUACCUUUAAUCCAGUUGCCAUGAUCUUGGCCUUGGAUGCACGGACUUGAUUCCUGAGCUUGAUAUAUCACAUCCUGCAUAACAAUGCUGAGUUUCAUUUGGAAUCCCUUGGACCGUGCUGACAUUAUACCGGAGACCAGAAGUAUUUAGAACGGAAGAACAAUGCGAUUACAAUUAUGCCCUACUUCGGUGUCAUUUAAAUAGACCCCACCUUGAAAAGAAAACACUUUUGAAUACUAGUCAAAUUUGGUACAGAGACGUGGCUGGAACAAACUUGGUAGAGUACCACUACCCACUAAUUAUUUUUUUUUAAAGAAAGCUCAACUUUGGAUUUCUAGAAAAUAGUUUAAUAAAAUAUGCCCAAUUCCGAACAGAAUAGGAUUUAGUUAUAACGAAUUCAUAUUUCGUUAUUACGAAAUGAAAGAAAAUAUCGUGUAUGUCACACAGAUGACUCUGUAUACGUUUGCUCUCCGAUGUUUUCUUUUUUUAAAAUGAUAUUAAUAUAUUGGGCGUUUGUUUUUGCUAAUUUACAACGGGUUUCAUUUUUGUUGGUUUCUUACUGAUCUUUUGUAUAUUAUAAGUUUCGUGUUUGCAAUUUUGCACUGUAUGCACUUUACAUUACCAAAUUUAUUCAAGUAUUCUAUUAAACAUACGAUUUACUAAGGAGAUUUUGAUGCAAUACUACAUUUGCAAUCUUUUUAUAUAUAAACUAUACCUAAAAUGCAUGUGUUUUUGUAUACAGCAAAAUUAUGAUUAUUUGAUAAUUACAGAAUUAUAAUAAAACAAUAAUUAAAAUAGUUA